CUAACCUAACUUUAUCAGGUGUUUUGACAGUUCUGUGUCACUGUAUUUUGCUGUGUUUUGCCUUACAAGAAUAACUUUCUGUUAUUAUUUAUUUUAGUGACAACUUACUUUUGAGACUAGUGUGGAUAUAAAAAGGCAAUCGUGGCUAUGCACACAAGUUCAAACUUACGGUCACUUCGCCAAAUAUCUAAACAUAUACCAAAACCUACGUCCUCGGAAGUGUUAAGUUGUUAUUUAAAACAAUGUGAAGAACCACCGUGGACUUCUUAUUUUGUGAAGUAUAGCAGUGUUAAUGAUGAUCAAUGGGGAAAAUCACAUUUUAACUGGAGAGUUGGAAAUUCUAAUUAUCAUAUUUUAAGAACUGGAUGCUUUCCCUAUAUUAAAUACCAUUGUUCCAAAAGGCCCGAGCAAAAUUUAGUGGUCGAGGAUUACUUUUUUAGAUGCAUUAAAGUAUUAAAUUUAGGCAUUCCUUGUCUGGCAUACGGUAUUGCAGCUAUAUUUUUAAUCAAGCAUCACGAGAGCGUAGUUACGUCAAAAGGAAAUGUUAAAAUUUAUUUUCUUUAUCCCGAAGAUAAAGGUGCACAAUAUUAACAUUACAGAUAUUACAAAAUGAGUAUGUUAUGUAGUUUUUAACAUGGUACUUGUAUUUUUAUGUAGCAAUAAAUUAUUUAAGUUAAAUUAA
Tribolium madens (black flour beetle) is the source of this 682-nucleotide messenger RNA. RefSeq lists its product as uncharacterized. The transcript has 4 exons. The coding region runs from base 148 to 591 and encodes 147 amino acids. NCBI's taxonomy places the organism in Eukaryota, Metazoa, Arthropoda, Insecta, Coleoptera, Tenebrionidae. The record is from RefSeq and is a predicted model, not a curated record.